CUCACCCUGUCAGUGAUGUGCCCAGUACUGUGCUCUGGGAACGGUGAGUACCGUGAUGGGGAGUGCAUCUGUCGGCCGGGGUGGAAGGGACGGGAGUGCAGCAUCCGUCAUGAUGAAUGUGAGGUUCCUGAUUGCAACGGUCACGGACAUUGUGUGGACGGGCGCUGCCGCUGCGCCAAGGGCUACAAGGGCGAGUUCUGCGAGGAAGACGACUGUCCGAACCCUACGUGCUCGGGGCACGGCUGGUGCGUGUCCGGCACGUGUGUGUGUCAGCGAGGGUGGCGGGGCCCUGACUGUGCCAGCAAGGACGACGCCGCCCUCCAGUGCCUCCCAGACUGCAACGGACACGGACACUUCGACCUGGAGAGUAACCAGUGCAUCUGUGAGCCGGAGUGGACGGGUUCAGAGUGCAGCAAGCGUGUGUGUGGGCUGGACUGUGGGUUCCACGGCAGGUGUGAGGGCGGGGCGUGCCUCUGUAACCCCGGAUGGACAGGUGACCGCUGUAACCUGAUGACCUGUGAUCCCAGGUGUGAGGAGCACGGUCAGUGCAAGAACGGCACGUGUAUAUGCAUGACGGGAUGGAACGGGCGCCAUUGUACCCUCGCCGGCUGCCCCAGCGACUGCUCUGGGAACGGCGCAUGCGUCAUGGUCAAGGAGGAAUGGGUGUGUCGCUGCCACAACGACUGGGAGGCGCACGACUGUUCCGUCAAGCUCGAGACGGAGUGCGACGACAACAAGGAUAAUGACGGAGAUGGUCUGGUUGACUGUGCCGACGCAGAGUGCUGCACCACGCCUGCCUGCCUCAAGGACAAUCUCUGUCUCACCUCAUUCGACCCCAUCGACAUCCUUCUGAGGAAGCAGCCUCCCGCCGUCACCGCCUCCUUCUUCCAGAGGAUGCGGUUUAUCGUCGAGGAAGGCUCGGUACAGAACUACGCAGAGAUAUCCGCCUUCAAUGCUAGCAUGCACAGGAUUUUCAUAAAUGAGAGCCGAGCAUCUGUAGUGCGUGGACGUGUAAUCAGCGGGCGAGGGACUGGCCUGCGUGGUGUUCGGGUCUCUCACUACCGUCCAGCAGACACAGGUUUUACUCUCACACGGCCUGGAGGAUGGUUUGACCUCAUGGUUAAUGGAGGUGGUGCCGUCAGACUCCUCUUCGGCAAGUCACCAUUCUUACCUGUAACUGAGACUGUCUGGGUACCCUGGAAUGAGAUUGUUGUUACAAACACAAUAGUCAUGACGAUGGCAGAUGUUGUGCCACCACCACCACCAACACCAUGUCCAGACCAUAACUACGAUGCUCUGAAGCCUGUAGUCCUUGCCACAUGGAAACACGGUUUUCAGGGAGGUUGCCCCGAGUGUUCAGCAAUCCUGACAGAAUCUCAGGUGGUACAAGAGAGUCUCAGCAUACCUGGAACUGGACUUCACCUUGUCUAUCAUUCGUCCAGGGCUUUGGGUUAUGAAUCUACCAUCCAACUGCAGCUAACUCCCUCUGUGAUUCCUGAGACCCUGCGUAGGAUAUAUUUAAGAAUCACCAUCGAGGGUAUCCUCUUUGAGAAAACCUUCGAAGCUGACCCAGAUAUCAAGUUCACUUACGCCUGGAACCGUCUCAAUGUCUACAGGCAGCGUGUCUAUGGAGUAACAUGGGCUGUCGUUAAGGUUGGGUUUGCUUAUAGCAACUGUGACCAGAUCAUAUGGGAUGCCCAGACUACUCAAGUCUCGGGGCAUGACAUGAGCAUCUCGGACAUUGGUGGGUGGGAUCUCUCUAUCCAUCAUAGAUACAAUUUCCAUGAAGGUAUCCUACAGAAGGGUGAUGGGCGUAAUAUGCAUCUCAAACAGAAACCACGUGUGCUGCGGACAUUAAUGGGAGAUGGUCAUCAGAGGGAGGUGUCAUGCAGAGCCUGUGAUGGGCCGGCAGACAAGCAGCGUCUUUUGACUCCUGCAGCCCUGGCUUCAGGUCCUGAUGGAUCACUAUACAUUGCAGACUUCAACUUGAUUAGACGUGUUUUACCAGAUAACACGGUAAAAACAAUAGUGAAAUUAAAUGAGACUCGAGUUUCUUACCGUUACCAUCUGGCUGUGAGCCCAGUCACUGGAGAUGUUUACAUAAGUGACCAUGAGGCCCAUCUCAUCCUGAAGGUUCGGGACCCAGAUGACUUCUCCAGGCCUGAAGAAAACUAUAUGCCUUAUGUAGGAUCUGGUGAACGCUGUCUACCUGGAGAUGAAGUGGGUUGUGGUGAUAACUCACUUGCUCGAGAUGCCAAACUCCAAUAUCCCAAAGGAAUGGCUCUGUCUUUUAAUGAUGUUCUUUACUUUGCUGAUGGUACUAAUGUUCGAGCAGUAGAUGCAGAUGGAAUCAUCAACACAGUAAUUGGCACUCACCGACAUCGUGCACAUUGGAGACCACUACCAUGUGAAGGAACUGUACCUGUAUCUGAAGUUAGUUUGCGCUGGCCCACUGCCUUAGCCAUCAGCCCCUUAGAUGACUCUUUAUAUGUACUGGAUGAUCAUCAUGUGUUGCGACUGACUCAUGAUGGACAGGUGAAAGUAGUGGCUGGCAGACCUCUCCACUGUCCUCCCUUGGGACAUGAUGUACCAUCUGACCUUGCAGCUCAUACCACUCUACGGUCUCCACAGAGUCUAACUUUUGCCCCUAAUGGAGACCUUUACAUUGCUGAGAGUGACAAUGAACGUAUCAACCGUGUCCGUGUUAUUGAAACAGACGAACGGAUUCAUGACUUUGCUGGUGCUGAUUCAAAAUGCAAUUGUCAGGAGGAAAGCUGUCUUUGCUAUGAUGAAUCUCAUGUAUUGGCUGCCACAGCUGUCUUCUCAACCAUUUCAGCUCUGUCUGUGACCCCAGAUGGUUCGGUACAUGUAUUAGAUCAAGGUAAUCUGCGCAUUCGUUCUGUCACCUCCUCUAUCCCUGAGCCAAAUGCACAGCGUAUUUAUGAGAUCUACUCCCCAGAAACACAAGAAGUAUACAUAUUCAACAGAUUUGGCCAUCAUGUGGAAACGCGCAGCAUUCCCACAGGACGUACAAUCUACAUGUUUGCAUACAAUGUAAACACUAGCAAUGGCAAAUUGUCUACAGUCACAGAUGCUGGUGGGAAUCGUGUUUCCUUCCUCCGUGAUUAUGCAGGACAAGUGACUAUGAUAGAGAACUCCCGCCAACAAAAAUGCCGAUUACAUAUGUCACGGACACGCCGCCUAGAAGAGUUGGUAACGCCUGAUGAACACAAUGUAACCUUAACUUAUCAUGGUGCUUCUGGCCUUUUGCGAUCACGAAUGGAUUCAACAGGACGUGCCCAUGUGUACUCCUAUGACACCUAUGGCCGCCUGACCCGUGCAGUCACUCCCUCGGGUCAGGUCAUAGACCUGUCAUUUGACCUGAGUCAGAAGGGAGCUCGAGUAACUGUGACUCGGGAUGGCACUGCACCAAUCGCCAUGCUCAUCAAGGGUGCACUUGUCACAGAGACAAUUGGGUCAGCCUCUAGUGUUACUGCCCAGCUCUCUGAUGGAUCAGUUGUGACACGUACAGCCUGGGGUCAUCACAUUGCUACAGAAACUGUACCAUACACCCUCUUGCAAGAUCACACUCUUGCCCACUCGUUCCCAGUCUCUGGCAGGCAACGUACAGAAAUUGGAGAUGAACUUGUCAACAGCUUUGAUUGGAAAUACUUCGUAGAAAUUAGUGACCAGAAUGGACCAGUGACACAGGUUGGCAGGAAGAUGAGAGUGAAUGGUGAGGAUUUGCUGACAUUCAAGUAUGACCUCUACACUGGAACAGAGGCUGUUUUGAACGAAGCAGGUGUUACCCUCCUCAAUGUAUCAUAUGAUCCUCUUGGACGACCUUUACGAUGGACUCCAGCUCAGCCUUUCCUUCCUGUAGAGAUGUCUUAUGACAGAUUUGGGCAGCUUGAGCAUUGGUCGUGGGGUGAUAUGAAGGAAGAAUAUGCCUAUGACCGCAAUGGAAGAUUUGAAGGCGUUACAUAUGCUGAUACUUCUAAGGUCAUGUAUUCCUUCAAGGACAUAUCCAGCGUUAAGCCAUAUAAAGUGAGUGUGUCAUCUGGUGCUGAACAUCUUCUCGAGCAUGAUGAAGGGGGAGCCUUGUCUGCUGUCACAACUCCUCGUGGUCACAAGUAUGCCUUCCAUGUCCAACCAUCUCUUCUCCAUAAUCGUUUCACCUUCACACCUCCUGGAUCACCACGUCAUCCAUACCAGCUCUUCUACAGUGAUGAUGGCCGAAAGCUAGCAGAAAUAUUACCACACCAAGCUAGUCGUGUUAUUUAUCAUUAUGAUAACAGUGGGCAUUUACAUCAACAGCUAUUUGGUGAUGGAUCAGUUGAAUAUGGAUAUCACGCAGAGACUGGUCUUUUGCGAACUGUGUCUGUCAGAGAGAGAGGAUUUGAGCUACGCAGCGAUAACAAAUAUCACGCUGGACUUGUCAAGGAGCAGAGAGUUAGGUUCGGAACAACUUCUGGCUUGGAUUCUGCUAAACUAAGAUUCUUGUAUGAUGGAAAUGCACGCCCAAGACGAGUUGAGGUGGAAAUCAAUGGAAAAGAGCAGCCAGAUUAUGAUAUGAAAUAUGACAUGAUUUUAGGUACUUUAGAUAGUGUGGGAGACUUGAAAGUAACUUCCUCAUAUCACAAUAAAACAGUUGUACAGGAUGCCCGUAAAACGAUGCUACGAGUGACUGGCUAUGAUCCACAUGGGCGCAUUGUUGAAUCUGCUUUAACACUGCGUAGCCGUAUGGUGCACCGAAGUAAGUAUAGUUAUGACAGUCGUGGAAGACUUGCAUCAAUGACUACUAGGCGAGGACCUGGUUCUACUGAGAUACGCACCAAUUAUACAUAUACUCCUGAUGGUUUCAUACAGGCUGUAGAUGGAGUAGAAUCUUGGCAGUUCCGUUAUGAUAAAAAUGGCAACAUGAUUGCUGUGGUGGAGGGUGGGAGAGAAAUGACAGCAACAUAUGAUGGAGCUGAUCGAUUGGUUGGCUGGGGUGAUGUUGAGCUCAAUACAUAUUCCCCAGGAGGUACAGUGGUAAGACAGGGUGAAGUCCAUCUCUCUUAUAGUGCUCGUGGUAACCUUAAAUCUGCCUGGCAGCAGGGACAAUAUAAAAUCUGGUGCAGACAUGACCAUCGAGGAAGGCUCACAGUGUGGGAGGAUGACCAUGGCAAUGUUACCCAGUUCUUCUAUGCAGACUUACUUCGACCAAACCUUCCCACCCAUAUACACUACCCUAAACAAGGUGAAACACAUUCCUUAGAAUAUGAUAAACGUGGUCACCUUAUGGCUCUACACACAGGACGACAUCGAUACUGGGUUGCCACAGACCAUCUUGGAUCACCUGUGGCAGUGUUUGAGGACUCAGGAGUGUUGGUAAAAGAAAUCGUCAGAUCUCCUUGGGGAGCCACUCUUAGUGAUUCUAAACCUGAUCUCCUCUUGCAUGUGGACUUCCAGGGUAGUCUUCGUGAUCCAGUUACAGGUUUCCUGACUUUUGGCCUCCAUACUUAUGAUCCUGUUCAUGCUCAAUGGAUGGCACCACGCUAUGACUUGGUAACCAGUGCUCCAAACCAUGUGGGGGCUAUUUAUGUCCAUCGAUUCCACGAUAAUGACCCUAUCAAUCGUAUAGCUCACCAACCACGGCAUUACACAGAUCUGGACAGCUGGCUCGAACUUUUUGGAGUCGACUUGUCAAAGAUGUUGGGAUCCAGUUACCAUGACGAGACUGUGGAAAAGCAGAGAGGUGGACUGUUAAAAGCUUCUCAGCUAGCACCAUCGCUCGAUGUUAUAUCUGGCUUGUCCUGCUCUACAGAAGGUGUAUUGAGACAGUUUUCACAGCCAUCUCUGUUACCAGAGUCUUUGGUGCGAUCUGAUGCACCAGCAUGGGCCAUCCCUGGCUGGGCAGCUCUUGGAAGAUUCUCAUCAUCACCACCAGUACUGGGCCCUGGAGUUUUAGUGUCGCGGGUGAAUAGUAGGGCACUUGUCACUUUAGUGCCAUCAAGAGAAAACCCUGUGGUACAGGAUGUUGCGAGAGAUGUUCUUAAUGGCUCGGCCUUACUAGAUGUGACGCUUACUCACCAUCACCACCAUACACUUUACUUAGUUAAAGAAAAUGCUGAACUCCGCCAUGAUGAUUUGCAGCAGCUUCUGCGAUUAAGUGGCCGGUUUAAUGUGUCGGCUAAGGAUAAUGGAGAGCACCAUGAGAUAAGAGUGGUAGGCAGUGAUGUAUCUCUAGUGCUACUUUAUGGUGUUGAUCCACCCACUGCCCGUCACCGCCUGUUGCGCCAUGCCCAUCGUCGAGCUGUUGACCAUGCAUGGGAGAAUGAGCGCCUAUUAUUAGAGCGUGGUUCUCCCACAACUCAUGAAUGGACAUUAGAAGAACGUGUAGAGCUUGAGAGUAAGGGAACUGUGACUGGCUAUGUGGCUGCUGAUAUGCACUCCAUUCAUCGGUAUCCUCUUCUGGCAGACGAUCCCACCAACGUGGUCUUUAGACGUGAUACUGGACGGCGGCGACGACGUAGCCAAGCUGAUAUCGAAUCAUGAUCCCUGGGGCAGGGCGUGGCCCUUGUACAUACCGCUGUAUAGUGUAGCGCUGUGAACCUGUACACACUGUACAAACAGGGUAUUUCUCACACAUUGUACACAUCUCUCCGAGCCGGAGAAUAAUCCUCACAUGUGAUAGAGGCAGACUGUGUGGUGCAGGCCAUUGUGUCAGUAACUGGGGGGGUGUAGGGGUGGGUCAGAGAUUGUGCAAGAAUGGUGCCAACAUGGUGUCAUGGACAUGUGGAGAAUGGGGCACAGUGAAUAUUUUGAUGUUCCACUGUAGCCCUGUAGCACUGUUGCUGCUGGCCAGUGUAAAUAGUUCAAGCCUAGCAGUAUUUUAUACUGUCAGGGUAGUCAAGGUUCUGCAAUGGUAUAUAAUUUUGCUGCUUAACAUUCCACUGUGAAUCAUGUACUUUUAUGGAAAGACAAGUAUGCAAAGUUGGUGUGAAGCACAGAGAGACAGCAAGACAUAUAUAUUUUGUACGUUUUUGUUACAAUCAUGUCCAUUAUUUAGAGAUACUUAACGCCUAUUUCUAUUUGAAUGUAUCCUGUGUCCUAGCGAGAUGUCUUAUGGUGUGAAGCUAUGGUUGAAACUUUCAACAAAAAUAUAAAAACUUAAUUUUAUUGAGGAAAGCAGAUGGAGGUACUGGUGACAUGCUGUAUAUAUAUAUAUAAUAGAAUAUUAGGAGUUAUUCAAUUUUAUUUAUGCAUGUGUACAUUUUGACCUUUCCUGCACUGUAGGAAUCAAAUUUUUUAUUUAAUAAGUUCUAAGCUUUGCUCUUUUUUUAUAUUUUUAUUUAAGGAGAUACAGCAAUUAUGAGGCUAACAAACAAAAUUUCAUUAAAGCUCAUUUUUUUCUUUUCUAACAUACGGAAAUUGAACUUUAAUGAUAGGCUCAUCUUUACUGGUUAUCACUAUAAGACAUCCCGCCUGAACUGCAAUAAUUACGUGAACAUUGAGGUCCAGAUACAUGGCGUUUCUCUAUGUUUUCUGGUCCACUUAAAUGACGUGUAGUUGGCAAUAUUAGUGAUUCCUUGUUGUUUCUGAUGUUUGUUAUGGUUAGCUCAUGUGGUCUGGUACGUUAUCUGUUGAGGCAAGCCACUAGUCAAAAAAUGCUAGACGAGAUAAUGAAAGCAGAUGUACUACAUGAGCCAUAGAACAUCAACAAAUGUACUACACAAUCCAUUAAAAAAAAAUUUACUUCAUGAUCUAUUAAAAGCAUUUAUGCUACAUUCUGUAUUAAAAACAAAUGUACUAAACUAUUCAUUAAAAAAAACAAAUUGCUACAUGAUCCAUUUAAAACUAAAUUUAUUACAUGUAUUAAAAACUAAUAUCCUAACAUGAUAUGCAGUAUUCAAAAACUAAUUUAACACAUCCAAUAAAAGCAAAUACUGUAUACUGUUGUACAUUACAUCUUCCAAUAAAAAGUCUGAUGUGUGAUUUUGCGGGAAAGUAGUGUUCCUUUCAAGAUACAAAUGGUGUGUAAUAAAGCCUUGAAGUAAUUUUCACUAAAGAGAAGCUCAUAUUUAAGACAAAAUUAUUAAUUAGCCAGACAGUGACAACUAAAAUAAGAUACAGUAUAUGUGAAUAAUUAUCUUUAUGUACCAAACUGGUAACAACAUUGUUAUUCAAUGUUAAACUGCCAUACAUAUAAAAAUAUUGGAAUAUAUAUCCUCUUCUGAGGAUAUUCACUUUAUAUUUACACAAAAUAAAAAUAUUCAUAUGAAUUAUAUUUUGAAAUAAAGUAGUCCUUCUAUAAAUAUAUUAUUCACGCACAAGGUAUUGAAGUAUCCUGGAAUAUUCAUUCACCUAGGCAGAAAUUUCUGUACCACAUAAUACCGUACUUAUCCUGAAUGUCGAGCAAUUACUAUAAAAUAAGAUGUAUUCCAUGGGAUGGGUGGGUGCAGACCGGAUAUUCGUCCAGGUUACACUGAGCUAGCCCUAGUUACAGUCACAAGAUUGGUGCUUUAGUUUCUAGUAUGUAGCACUACUUCUGAUGUCUUGAGUGAUACAGAGUAGUAAUAUUUGAUUUGGUUGGUGCUUUUUAUUUAUUUACAUAUAUGAAUCUUAGAUGGAACAGAGCCCUAAAUUUUGUAAUAAAUAUAUAAUUUGCCUUUUAGUACAGCUUGGCGCAACCAACAUAUCAAGACACUGUAGAAUAGGCUAUAUGUUCAUGUGCCAUAGAGUUCACAUUGGUUGCUUGUGCCAAGAGCUAGAUUUGGGGGUAUGUUUUGUACAGGCAUGUCAAAGAGAUGAAUGUUAGAAUAGCCAAAGAUGUGAAUGAUGUUGAAUUACUAUAUUCUCGUGCCCUCCCAUCUACCUGCGAUAUCUACAAAGUGAUGCAUAGCCAAGUCUAUUUCUCUCUACAGGAUAGUGUGGUUUGUACAUUAAAAGGGGAGAUAUUUCAA
Messenger RNA from Procambarus clarkii (red swamp crayfish), 8948 nucleotides. The record is from RefSeq and is a predicted model, not a curated record. Lineage: Eukaryota; Metazoa; Arthropoda; Malacostraca; Decapoda; Cambaridae.